UAACUUUUCAUCGCAUUGUAAUAACAAUUCUUUCUGCUCUCUCCGAAAGCCCUCGCCGCCCACCAGUCUUAUACAGCGCCAGCUAGAAUCCAUGGGUGGGUGUGCGAGCAGACCCAAGGAGCUUGACGGCAAGGCUCCUGACGAUUUUACUGCCGAACAAGUAGCCCCCUCUGAUGCCACUGCUGUUGUCGCCACGACCACUGUCGCUGCGAUCGAGUCAAAUGAGAACGUAGAGAAGGAGAACAAUGAGGUGGCCGAGCAUAGCGAGAACGUAGAGCAGGAGAACAAAGAGGAGGCACCGGUGGAGCCCUCCGAGUCGAAGAUUGAGGUGGCCACCGUCGAGGCCAGCGAGCAGAAGCCCGAGACUACGAAGGACACCCCCAAUGCAGAAGGAGGAAACGACAAAGACGGCGUCAAGGAGGAGACAAAGCCCGACGAGAAGCCGUCCCAAAGUUAAAAGAGAUCCGAUCUGCGCGACGUCUUCGCCCGCAUUCAUUUGUACGCUGUUAACUUGAUCAAAGGGUGUCAAAAUCUGGGGCUGUUGUUUUAAUUCGGCAUCAAUCAUCAUUGUAACCUAUGUGAUGCUGUACACGGAACCAUGCAACGUUGUUUCAUUUGUGAACACAUGCUUAAA
Molecule: messenger RNA, 634 nt
Organism: Ananas comosus (pineapple)
Lineage: Eukaryota; Viridiplantae; Streptophyta; Magnoliopsida; Poales; Bromeliaceae
Exons: 2
Coding region: 92-457 (121 amino acids)
Source: RefSeq, a predicted model, not a curated record